AAAAACGGAGCGAAAAAUGGCUGAAAACAAGCACAAUCGGGAUGAUGUUCUCGAGUGUUCUAUAUGUAUGGAAACAUUCCGGAAACCAGUAACGCUACCCUGUCAGCACAGUUUUUGCAUGGAAUGCAUUGCUUUGUAUGUUGAUAAGUCCAACUGUGUACAUACAAAUGAGAUCUCGGGCAGCUCGGGGAAUGAGGACGUUCAUCGGCUGAUAGCAUGCCCUGUGUGUCGGGCACCGACUAAUCUGGGGAGAAAAGGUUUGGCUGGUCUGGCUCCCAACUUUCAUCUGGUAAAAAUUGUGGAGAGGUUUUCGUCUGCUGUGAAGGUUGAGGAUGACACCCCAUAUUGUUCCCUGUGUGAGGAGGAUAAUCAAGCUAAAGCUGUCAAGUUUUGUACCAAAUGUAGUGUGUUCUACUGUCAGGAAUGUCUUGCAAAUUACCAUCCAAUGAGGGGGCCUCUGAAACGUCACCGACUGAUUUCCCCCCUGGAGUACCUCUCCCAAGAAACCUCACAAGUUCAAGUCAGCAGAGACCACCAGUCGACUCAGCAAGGCACAUGUGCUAGGCACGGUCAGCCAUUCGGCUUGUACUGUGUACCGUGUCGGAUGGUGAUCUGUGUGGGAUGUGUGGUUGACCAUCCGAAACACGCUAUGCAAGAUAUAAAAUCUGCAGCUGAGAAUAACAAGCCAGCCCUUUUGAACAAGACUAGUCAACUGGAAAAAGUCUUACAAGAAACCAAAGAAUCACUGUCAGGAGCUAUGAGGCUGCACAAUAAGUUACAGGAAAAGCAGGAACUUCACACUCAGGAGGUAGAAAAAGCUUAUUGUGCAGCCUUGGAAGCUUUACAAGCCUGGAGGCAGCACUCUUUAGAUGGCAUAAAAACCCGCUAUUCACAGUGGAGUGUGGAGUCCUGCGCUAUACUCAAACAUUUCCAACUACAGGCCCAGGAAAUAGAGAGGAUGGUACAGGCUUCCAAAGAUUUAUUGGCGUCAAUGGACGUCGAGUUUUUACAGGGUUCCUCGGGCUUGACCAGAACACUUCAUGACCAGCUGAAUAAGAUUAAAGCAGAUAUGAAGAAAUAUGAGGCCAGCGAACAGAAGCUUCUAGAUUUUGUACAACGUGACCUUGUUGUCCCUAGACACGUGACAGUCAAAGAGAGAAUGACAGAAAGUCAGAACUUAGAAGCAGCAGUCGGUAGACAAAUGCCACGCCCACUUGUUACAAAGCCGACGCUGGUAUUCACGGGGACAAACGACAGUAAGCUGAGAAUUUCUGAUAGCGGCUCUGUAGUAGAGGGUGAGGGCUUGUCCCGGGCGAGAGCUGUGACAGACGGCCGUUGUCAGACGGGCAGGUACUACUGGGAGCUACAGAUCACCUGUUCACCUGGCUGUGUCUGUGGCUGUCAUGUAGGAGUUAGACAGGAAAGCUGUGAUGUGAUGGGGAGGACAGACCCUGGCCGUAACAUCUGGUGCAUUGUGAUGGAGUACCGUAGUGAUGAGGUCAGGUGUGGCAGUCACCGUAGUGGUGAAAUCAAACCUGACUAUCUACAGUGGAGACACUACACACGACCUCAUCACCUGGGUAUGUACCUGGACUGUGAUGACCACUCACUGACAGUCCUGGACUGUGACAACAAUCAGGUAAUGUACACUGUCAGUGAUGUUGUUGUCACAGAGCCUCUCGUGCCAUCGGUUGGGUUUGGUGUCAAGUCUGGAUCUGUGUCUGGAUAUGUGUCUGCUCGUCUGGUAACGGGUGACUCUGCAACUCUGCCUCAAUUUCUCUGUGACAUGAUAAACACUUCCUGACCUUCGGGUAAUUAUUCGUUACAUCUUUUCGAUCAUAUUAUAAUUUGUUUCAAAUAGACUGGUUAAUUAUGUCUGUUUAAACAAAUUUUUGCGUAUAGAUGUUUUAGAUAAGGUCAGCAGUGUGGCUAAUUCGGUAAUCUACCACAAGCUUUCAGCUUGGUGUAGUUGUACACAGUCUGUCUGACUUGUCCUUAACAUCAAUGUCAGUUUUCUUCAAAAUACAUUUAGACAAUAACUGAGUAGUUUUAUUUUUA
Liolophura sinensis is the source of this 2058-nucleotide messenger RNA. Its product is annotated as E3 ubiquitin-protein ligase Midline-1-like. The record is from RefSeq and is a predicted model, not a curated record. Lineage: Eukaryota; Metazoa; Mollusca; Polyplacophora; Chitonida; Chitonidae. Gene Ontology annotation, molecular function: ubiquitin protein ligase activity; zinc ion binding. The transcript is spliced from 6 exons. Bases 17 to 1804 code for a protein of 595 amino acids.